Molecule: messenger RNA, 2166 nt
Organism: Phoenix dactylifera (date palm)
Lineage: Eukaryota; Viridiplantae; Streptophyta; Magnoliopsida; Arecales; Arecaceae
Source: RefSeq, a predicted model, not a curated record
AAUUAAUCAUUCAGUAACUCAAUACACAUAUCUAAACAAAUCAGUAUAUAGUUUCCGAAAUAUUAUAUACACUAGUAUACACUACAUGACCAGAUGAUAUACAUUCAUUUAUCCUGAUAUAUACUACAAGGCUCUUUGAUACACACACAGCCAUGAUCCAACACAUACCUCUAGAUAAAUCGGUUCAUAAUUUUUGGAACAUGUUUUUUAUCAGUAUACACUAAAUAAUCAGGUGAUGCACAUUAAGCAAAUUAGUUGCCUAGUAAGAAGCCAAUAUAUACUUUUAAGUAAAUCGAAAUAUAUUUUUCAAAAUAUAGUAUUAAUCAUUACUACUACAUAAUACACAGUUUCUAGCUUUAUCUAAUUUGCUAAGUGUGUGCCACCUAACUGUGUAUUAUAUACUGAUGAACACUAUAUUUUGAAAACUAUAUAUCGACUUAUCUACAUGUAUGUAUUGACUUGCUUGAUGAUUAAUUUAUUUGGUAUGUAUUAUUUGGCCAUAUAGUAUGUACCAAUAAAAAAUACGUUUUGAAAAUAAGAAAGAAAAAUGAUGCCGCAUUUAUUUUCAAUCAUAAUAUUGAUGAUUUUGUAAGUAAGAAAACUCUUUAAUUUUUAGAUUUAUUUUUUUAAAAUAAAUACUAGAAAAAAUAUAAUAAAAUAAAAAGUCCGUCCUACAUAUUUUUUCACUCUGGUGCCAGCCGCACAUAGUUUUUGUUCUCCUCUUUUUGUCCAUAUGAAAGCUGUCAAAUACAAUAUAAAGAGCAAACUAUGUACUGUAUCAAAAGAUCUGUUUUAAGCAACAACCGUCUUAGGUCACCAGGAAAAUGGCAUGCAUUUAAAAAUAAUAAAAUUCGUCUAUGGAAAACAAAGGGAGAGUAUUACCAUCCUAUACUAAGGAGAUGAGACAGUAAAUUUUAAGGUAAAUUUUAUUAGUAAAAAAAUAAAAUUUAAGAAUCCAAACAGUACCUGUAUCUGACGUCUCGUGUAUUUACCUAUGGAUCCCACCUAGCUGUUCGCUGUUCAGGCGGAAACAGCAGAGCUGCUCCAUCUUCCCCACUCUCCACGAAAUUUUGAGAUUUAAAAGGAAAAAAAUCUCAAUUCCGGGCUUCAGAAGAGAGAGAUGGCGAGAAGAAGCCAAGCCAUGGACGCGGUGGGGGCGGAGGCUGAGCUAAAGAUGGGGUUUGAGACCUUGGAGGUGGUCCAGAAGGACCGGUCCAUCCCGGUCUACUAUAUCUACCUGAACCGGCCGGCCCAGCGCAACGCCCUCACCCUGCCCUUUUUCUCCGAACUCCCCCGCGCCCUCGCCGCCCUCGACCGCCUCCCCUCCGCCCGCGCCCUCGUCCUCUCCGGCUGCGGCCCCCACUUCUGCGCCGGCAUCGACCUCUCUUCCCUCGCCUCCUCCAUCACCGCCGCCCCCUCCUCCGACGACGACCCCGCCGCCGUCCGCGAGCUCCUCCGCCGCCGGAUCCUCGCGCUGCAGGACGCGAUCUCGGCCGUCGAGCGCUGCCGGAAGCCUGUGGUGGCCGAGAUCCACGGCGCCUGCGUCGGCGGCGGGGUCGACCUCGCCGCCGCCUGCGACAUCCGGUGCUGCUCCGAGGACGCCUUCUUCUCCGUCAAGGAGGUCGACCUGGCCCUAGCCGCCGACCUCGGGACGCUCCAGCGGCUGCCGGCUAUCGUCGGGUACGGGAACGCCGCCGAUCUGGCGCUCACGGGGCGGCGCGUCUCCGCGUCGGAGGCCAAGGCGAUGGGGCUCGUCUCGAGGGUUUUCCCCACUCGCCAGGCCUUGGAGGAGGGCGUCGCCGCCCUCGCCAGUGGGUUGGCGGAGAAGUCGAGCUUGGCGGUGAUGGGAACGAAGGCGGUGAUGCUGAGAAGCAGAGAUCUGACGAUGGAUCAGGGGCUGGAGUACGUCGCUACAUGGAACGCGGCGAUGCUCAUGUCACGUGACCUGAAGGAGGCCGUCUCCGCCCAGCUCCAGAAGCGGAAGCCAGCCUUUUCUAAGCUGUGAGACUUCGGGGCCAUUUAAUAAUUAAGGAGAACUAAGUGUAUGAAUUUAUGCCGUACAACCGUCUGAUCGGUGGACCCGUUUCGGUCCUUUGUAUUACCCUAAUCUGGAUUUGGAGGCUCGAAAUAAAUCAGCUGGAAUGGACUCUAAAUUGAUGUGGAUAA